AUGGCUGUUCCUUCGUGCUUCGAGGAGGUCAAGACUCACCUUGCCCAGGUCCAGGAGGACCCCUCCACGCCCUUAGACAUCGCUCUCAUCGACAAAUUAAAGCUGCAGCUGGUUGAAUCCACUCCGCCCACCGUCGCCGCCACCCUCUUAUCGCAGAUCUCAGCUCUGCUCCCCGUCCUCCAAGAAGACCCAGAGCCUCUGACAACCUUAGGGAUAAAGGCCACGAUUCCCUUCAGCUUCACCGACCUCCGCGUCAUUGAUCCUCCCAUCGACUUCGUCGCAGGCUUCAAGGCACCUUCCCCGCCGAUCAACCUGCUCGCUCUAUCCCUGCUAGGCAAGGCAGGACAAGCAUCCAGCGAUGCGGCCAUAGUCUCGGGAGACUCGGAUCUGAUAGUAUCGCUUGUGGAGCUGUGGCUGUCGACUUCCUCGGCUGCUGUCGCGCAGGCGGCACUCGACACGCUAUGGGCGCUUCUCGAGGUCGACUUGGCUAGUCCCCUCGAGACGGAGGAAUAUGACCACACCGCCCAGAAUGUCCAUGCGGGACAGGGGCUGAUGUGGCGGCGGGUAUUCACGGAUAAGGAUGUCUACGGACUUCUCUUUGGCCUGUGCAGCCUCAAGGACGAUGCACCAGGGGAUCUGAGCAAGCGCAACCGGACCGUGGCCCAGGCCAGGCUUAUGGUCUUCCUCACAAAAGCUGGAGGCGUGCGGUGGGACAUAAUAUCGCAGUCCCAGGUGCCAGAUAUCGAAGCAAAGUACGACAGCAGCAGCCUGCUCCACUUCGCCGCCUGCCAGAUGGUCGAUCAGAGCGACGUGUUGAUGCAUAUGACUUUGCUGAAUUUCUUCCGUGACUUGUUGGAGAUUGAUGCCCCCGGCCUCGUAGCCCGGAGCUAUGUACAGUCUGCAUCAACCUUUUCAUCACCCGCGCUUGACUUUUUGAGCUCCCAGAAGCUCCACCGGAAGGUGUUGGAAUACUACCUUGAUGAAUCGAAGUUAGAUGUGGUGGAUGCUCGCUUUCUCGCUGGACCGGUCAUGGUUUAUGUGGCACGAUAUGCCGAGUCAUACCCCAAUCACCUCUUACAGAAUCCUCCUCCACUUCUUGAUGGGAUCAUCUCGCGCAUUAAUCGAGCUCUCGCCAUUCCCUCUGCUCAAUGGGCACACGGUGAAGCCCCCGCCGGACAUCUCGCUGUCUUGGCCUCGCUGCCGCGAGUGCUGCUUGUGGAGGCUGGCAAGCAUGGUGCAAAUCCGAUUCUGAAAAUCCCCACCACGCCUCCGAAUGAAGAAGCCUUGAAUGCAUUGGGCAAGAUCUUCCGUGGUCCACUCCGCACGGAAAUGUCUGAUUCAAUGGAUCUCAACACGUCCGGUCAAACCCCAACAGACUGGCAGCACGAAGCAGCCGCAGCGCGCGUGCUUUACUUCCUCUACUUGAACAACCGACCUACCUUUUGGUCUGACGUUGUGGCAGCCGCGGAUAUCAUGGCGAUGAAGGAUGUCGCUCUGGCAGCAAUCAAUUUCAUGAAGGCCGUCGUUAUCGCCAACUGGCAGCCAUUACCUCCUGCAUCUCACGUGUCUAAUGCCUCCUCGUCCCGGUACCAAUUGCCAGCAGAAGAGAGUCUCGGUCAAGUAUCCCCCGCCAGCAGCGGACUGCUACCUAUAUCCGGGGCAUGGGCUACGCUCACUCCGCCGGCACUGACAACACUGCUACCUUACCUGUUCAAACCACCGAAAUCAUACGCGGAUUUUGUGGGUGGUGGUGCGGGUGAUUCUCAGAAUGCAGUGUGGAAGGUGGCGACUGCUAAGCACGACGUACUAGUGGCACUGUAUAGCCAGCUUCGUGAGCAGGGCGGGCAGAUGGAAGGAUUUGAAGAUAUUAUGCGGACCCUGCGGCAGCGGGUGAACGAAGGACCGUGGGGACCAGUCACUGGCGGCGCCAACCAGGUAGAGGCUGUCGGACUAUGA
Molecule: messenger RNA, 1956 nt
Organism: Penicillium lagena
Lineage: Eukaryota; Fungi; Ascomycota; Eurotiomycetes; Eurotiales; Aspergillaceae
Exons: 1
Coding region: 1-1956 (651 amino acids)
Source: RefSeq, a predicted model, not a curated record